AUGCUUUUGCCCUUGUUGUUUCUCUCUCAGUUGCUCGCCGUGGGAUCAGUAGAUCACCACCGAUGCCGAGGAUCUCGAAACAUCAGAUUACUGCCGGAGAGGCAUCUCCAGUUAGCCGCCGGUGCGCCCUUCAAGAUAGCUCUCUUUGCCGACUUGCAUUUUGGAGAGGCCGAGUCUACUGAUUGGGGUCCACUUCAGGACGUAAACUCCAUCAGAGUCAUGAAUCAAGUGCUUCAUGAUGAAACUCCAGGUUUUGUAAUAUAUCUUGGAGAUGUUAUUACGGCUAACAACAUAAUGGUUGAGAAUGCAAGCUUGUAUUGGGAUCAGGCAAUCUCACCAACAAGAAACAGGGGCAUACCGUGGGCAAGUGUGUUUGGGAACCAUGAUGAUGCUCCAUUUGAGUGGCCAAUAGAGUGGUUCUCUUCACCUGGAAUCCCCCCAAUUCGCUGUCCUCAACCUACCACUUCAUAUUCAGCAGAAGAAGAAUGUAGCUUCAAGGGAACUGGACGAGUGGAACUGAUGAAAAAUGAGAUCAAGAACAAUGCCUCCUUUUCUGUGAAUGGUCCUAAGGAGCUUUGGCCUAGUGUAUCCAACUAUGCUCUCCAAGUCUCCUCAUCAGAUGAUAAGAAGUCACCUGUGGCUUUCCUAUAUUUUCUUGAUUCUGGCGGUGGUUCCUAUCCUGAAGUCAUUUCCAGUGGCCAAGCAGAAUGGUUCCAGAAGAAAGCUCAAGACAUGAACCCCGAGUCAAGGGUUCCUGAGAUUAUUUUCUGGCACAUACCAACUAAAGCCUAUAAAGAGGUGGCUCCCAAGUCCACAAUAGCCAAACCUUGCGUGGGUUCUAUCAACAAAGAAGAGGUUGCUGCUCAAGAAACUGAAACGGGUAUCAUGAAACUCCUUGGGGAAAGAACUUCUGUCAAGGCAAUAUUUGUUGGACACAACCACGGAUUGGACUGGUGCUGCCCAUACAAGAGACUAUGGCUGUGCUAUGCCAGGCACACCGGGUAUGGCGGCUAUGGAAAUUGGCCUAGAGGGGCUAGAAUUGUGGAAAUCUCUGAGAAACCCUUCUCUCUUCGAUCUUGGAUAAGGAUGGAGGAUGGCAAUGUUCAUAGUGAAGUUGUCCUGAGCUAGACGUCCUGGCAAUAUCUUGAUAAAAGAGAAAACACACAAAAAUAGAGUAAAUGUUCUUGUGCGUUUGUUGCACUUAUAUUUA
This is a messenger RNA of Neltuma alba, 1210 nucleotides long. Its product is annotated as probable inactive purple acid phosphatase 16. The transcript has 5 exons. The record is from RefSeq and is a predicted model, not a curated record. Gene Ontology annotation, cellular component: cytoplasm. Gene Ontology annotation, molecular function: hydrolase activity, acting on ester bonds. Lineage: Eukaryota; Viridiplantae; Streptophyta; Magnoliopsida; Fabales; Fabaceae. Bases 1 to 1128 code for a protein of 375 amino acids.